UUCUUGAAAACAAGUGUCUCGUUCGUAAAAACAAUGUCCGAAGUGUGGAAAUAUUCUUUGAAACAAAGUACAUCUUUUGCUAAGUGCCAAAUAUGCAAAGAGGAAGUGCCUCGUCGUGGACAUACCACAAAUUUGAUGGUUCAUUUGAAAAAGCAUCCUAACAAGGAGAAAGCUUUGGAAAAUGUUUUACGUCAUCAGGAAUCUGUGCCUGUUGCCGGGAGAUCGGCUUGUAGCAUAAAAACCCAAAAAUCAUUGGAACAUUUUCUCAAGGAGACCGAAGUAUGGGCAGAUCACGGUACGAAAACCAAUGAGAUUGACGAUGCAAUCGCUUUUAUGGUGAUCCGAGAUUAUCAACCAGUUUCGAUUGUGGAGGAUGAAGGCUUUGUGAACCUGCUCAAGUUGUUGGCACCCAAGUACAGAAUUCCCCAACGAAGAGUUAUAACAAGAAUCAUUGGCGAAAAAUACGAAAAAGUUGCCAAGAAAACUAAGGAUGCCAUCGUUAUUUGGGAAUGA
Aedes aegypti (yellow fever mosquito) is the source of this 513-nucleotide messenger RNA. RefSeq lists its product as uncharacterized. Gene Ontology annotation, molecular function: DNA binding. Lineage: Eukaryota; Metazoa; Arthropoda; Insecta; Diptera; Culicidae. The record is from RefSeq and is a predicted model, not a curated record. The transcript has 3 exons. Bases 34 to 513 code for a protein of 159 amino acids.